AUGUUUCGCACUUAUUUCGUCUUCCUAGGAUCCGGAUUCUUGAACGAAACUGCUAUUAGUAAUGGAGCCGGCCGAAGCGGCGCAUUUCUGGCUCUCGACGCGAAUUUGGAGCUGAUGAAGAAGACCGGCCAGUUGGAUUUGUUCGAAUACGCGAAAACGCUCGUCAACUCUCGACCCCAUCUCAUCGACAGCGUCGAACAAUACAUUUUCAUCUACGAGGUUUUGGCAGAGGCGGUUAUGUGUAACGUGCAACCCAUCGAAAUGCAUCAACUCAAAGAGAGAUCGAGUAUGUACAAAGCGAAAAAGAAUCGCGAGUUGCUUGAGAGUCAGGAGUCGCAUGAGAACAAGCUUCUGAUGCAUUUGACGCCGACGCUAAGGAUUGGCGAUUGUGCCGGCGGGCAUCGUCUCGAGAAUCGCGGAAAGAAUCGCGAUGUGAUGGUGGUGCCGCCCGAUCAUGCUCGACCCUAUCUGCAGACGCUUCACGGCGAGAGCAAGGAUUACACCUACAUCAACGCCGUUGAGGUUGAUGGAUUCACGCGCAAAGGCGAAUUCAUUGUGACGGAAUGGCCGAAGCAGAGCACAAUCGACUCGUUCUGGACGCUCGUCUAUGAUCACGCGUGUCAUACCGUGGUGAAUCUAAGCAAUCAGGGCAAUCAGCGGCAAUUUCCAACGUUCAUUCAUAACAAGGGCAAGGCCAACUACGGGCCAUUCAUUGUCGAAAUCAUGAACUACCAUCAGUAUCCGGCGAUGACGUCGCAUAUGGUGAAAGUGAUGAAGCGGGUCGAUCCGCCGAACGCGUCGCGUCCCGCCGCGAAAAUCGUCACCCUUGAUGGUGUGCCAGGCUAUCAGACGCGUCCCGACAUUGCACCGGGCCAAUCGUUUCGCUUCAAGCCGAUGUAUCGCGGUCGGUUCCGGAAUCGGGACGACGCGUCUGAUGAUGAUGAUGAUGAUGAUGAUGAUGAUGAUAGGCUCCUGGCGGCGACGACGUCGCCACGCGUGCCCCAAAAAUCGGCGAGCAAUCAAUAUUUGAAAUUGCCGCCGCGUGGCGCGACGACACACAAGCGACGGAGUCGAUCCGCCGAGCAUUUCGCCGAUGAUCCAUUCAAAGAGCCCCACCAGGUUCCACCCAUGAAGGUCAACCCUGAGGGUAAGGGAGGGGUGUCGAAACUAACGUUCAUGAUCAGCGACAUAAUGGCGUCGGGUGCGCAGAAUCAGCAAAUCGACGCCGAAGUUCGAAUAUGUUGUGUCAUACAGGUUCGAAUGUGGCCCAUUGAGAACAAGGUGCCGUUGUCCACCACAGGUCUUAUUGAUGUGAUCAAGAUGGCUAGAAGCUGGAGGAAACGCGCUCCAGAUCGGCCCGAGACCAAACCGACCAUUGUCAUGUCACACAACGGAGUUUCGCGCGUCGGCGUCUACAUCGGCGCCAACAUCUGCAUCGAUCAAAUGGACAUCGAUCAUGAGGUCGACGUGUUCCACGCCGUCAAAAUGAUGCGAAUCAAUCGGCCGCAGCUGAUCGACAUGAAGGAUGAGUACAAGUAUUUGUACGACGUCAUGCUUCAUUGGUACAUGACGAAUCCCGCCUAUCGAAUAUAUGACAAAGAGGAUAGUGAAGACGCCGACAGUCAUAAAACGUCGAGGCCGUCGUCGAAUAGGCAUUCGCUCAAGGAGAAGUCGUCGUUUAGAAGCAAAUUUUCAUUUCGCCGCCGCAACACCAAAUCGAAUCACGAUGCUCAUAAUGCCGUCGAGCCGCUCAACAAUCAUAAAUAA
Messenger RNA from Caenorhabditis bovis, 1767 nucleotides. The record is from the annotation of a GenBank genome assembly. NCBI's taxonomy places the organism in Eukaryota, Metazoa, Nematoda, Chromadorea, Rhabditida, Rhabditidae.